UGCGCUGAAGUGGACUGUCUCUCGUAACUUAAUGGGUGGAUUCCUUUGCUAAAUGAAGAACAUACGUAGUGUUUAAAAAAAAACAGCAAGCUAUUUCUGGAACAGCUGAGCAGUCAACAUUCAAAGUAUCACACAGCCAACACACCAACACUACCUUCCUUCCAUGAGAACAGGCCAUGCAGUGCAGAACUUCGCCUUGCUGGAUGUAUUGCUGUCAGGUUAAGCAGUGAGUGCCGUAUGGACUUUGAGCAAUAUAUAUAGUCUAAAAUUCAUAUUCAGUUUACAUUUAAAUAUCUUGUGUUAUUUUAAUUAUUUCUGCAUAGUUAAAUAGAACUUCAGCUUGACAAGCUACAUGCUCAUCAUACACACCGGUUCUUGAAAUACGAAUGCAUUUUAAUUAAGGACAUUUACAAUGCUAAAGUUCCAUGGGCUACAUGCUCUGGAGAUUAUGUGAAGCUAAUUUUUGUAAAUGAUGCAUGUGAGAUCCUUCUGAGAUGGACCAGGUGGACGAAAUAAUCCUUGAGGUAGAACAGAAAUGUUUUCAUGUGGCCAAAUCUGCCCUGGCAGCAGAAAGUAGCUAUUUUCAAAUAAUGUUUUAUGGUGGAUUCAAAGAGAGCUCUAUGCGCCAAAUCCACCUGUAUGGUGUAAGUGAGACCUGUUUUCGGAUUCUUCUGGACUUUGUAAAAACUGGUAACAUUGAACUGAACCAAGGAAAUGUUACAGAUCUCCUGGAGACAGCUGAUUUCUUAGAUCUAAGACAAGCCAAGCAGCUUUGCAUUGGAUACCUAGUACAAGAAUUGGGAGUGACUAACUGCUUGGGUAUGAUGACCUACUCUCAGCAAUAUGGCUGUACUGAGCUUUUUGAUUCAGCUUUCCAAGUUGCAGUCACUCAUCUGUUGGAGCUUAUGAAGGACGCUGAAGAUGAAUUUAAUCAACUGGACAAGAAUACCCUUGAAGAGUUGCUGCAAACCGAUGAACUGUAUGUCCCUAAUGAAGACCUUGUCUUUGAUGCUGUGAUGAAGUGGGUCAUGGUAGACUCUGUAAGAGAGAAGGAUUUUGAAGAAUUAGUCAGUCUGGUUAGGCCUGCUUUUCUUAGUCUCACCUUUCUCGAUGUUCUAGUAAAGCGCAGUCAGAGAUCAAAAGAACGUGAUGUCUACACAAGACUUUUACAGAUACUGAACACUAAACCACCCAAAACAUGGAGUAUUAUGAAAGAGAUUAUGUCUACAAGCAGAAUCUAUGAGACCUUAUAUGUGCUCGGUGGCAAACAUGAAAAAGAACAGCAAGAACUUUAUGUCUACCUGCCAAAGACCGCAACAUGGAAACCCUGCUCACCCUUGCAGCGCAAAAAUCUCAUACAUUAUGCAGUCGCCACAGUAGGUAACCUGGUAAUAGUGACUGGUGGAUACUUUCGUGGAGAUUUUGUAUGGUAUAGCAUAGACUGGGUCCUGAUAUAUGACUCUUCCAAAAACUGCUGGAAAGAAGGACCACCUAUGAAGAUAUCCCGGAACUGCCAUUGUGCUGUAGGGGUUGGACUCUACCUUUAUGUUAUAGGAGGAAGCACAGAUGAGGGUGUUACUGCAGAUGUUGAGAGGAUGGACCUGGCAGAGAUGACUUGGGAAGCUCAUAGCCCUCUAAUCAGACCUGUCGAAAGAGCAGCGGCUGCCAGUGUGGAUACUAAGCUGUACAUAAUAUGUGGCCGUGAUGAGAAUGGAGAUGUGUACAGUGGAGUGCAGAGGCUAGACACAGAGACUGGUGUGUGGGAUAUAAUUACAUACUCUCCUAUGCCAAGGUAUGAUCUCUGUGCUACGGUGCUUAAUGGAGUCUUAUAUACCAUUGGGGGCAAGGCUCAGAGGUUUGACCUUCGUACUGAGAAGUGGUCAGUUAUUGACGAGGAAUGUCUUGACCGCAAGUUCUACAUGGGAUGCUGCUCCGCCAAUGGAAGAAUGUAUUUCCUGGGACAAAGAAGAGCAAGUAUAACUAGUGAUAUUCCCAACUUUGCCUUGUUUGACCCUUAUUUGGAUGUCUGUCAGGUGGUCGAUAUCAACCUUCCUUGUCCUCUUCCUAUCAGGGGCUGUGUGACCAUGAGACGCUAUGAUGUUUGGCCUUGAAGAUCAACAAUUCAAUAGUUUGCAAAAUAUUGCUUUGAAACUCUGGCCUGUUGCUGGAAUAUAUAACUGCAAUAUUGUUUCUAAUAAAAAUCAUUUAAUUCAAAUGUAA
Messenger RNA from Rana temporaria (common frog), 2220 nucleotides. Its product is annotated as kelch-like protein 23. Gene Ontology annotation, molecular function: protein binding. The record is from RefSeq and is a predicted model, not a curated record. Bases 495 to 2111 code for a protein of 538 amino acids. The transcript has 3 exons. NCBI's taxonomy places the organism in Eukaryota, Metazoa, Chordata, Amphibia, Anura, Ranidae.